Messenger RNA from Cuscuta europaea, 2232 nucleotides. Lineage: Eukaryota; Viridiplantae; Streptophyta; Magnoliopsida; Solanales; Convolvulaceae. The record is from the annotation of a GenBank genome assembly.
CUAUCAAAUCCCCAUACUGAGCCCAUUGCAAAAAGCAGUUUCACAUCGAAAGACUCAACUCCUUCACGAUUAAACAGUUCAAAAGCAUCAAUUAGCCGAAAACGCUUAUCUUCAGAUAGAUCAAAACCUUCAACAACCUCAAGUGUGAAACCGGUGACGAAGAGCGUAUCCAUGUCAGUAUUGACCACGUCAUUAGCUAAGCCAACAUCUAAUAUAUCAUUAAAAGGAUCACACACAAGAGUGGUUUCAUCUAAAUCAACACAAUCAACAUCAUUGAAGCGAUCCACUCUUGGACCACAAAUGUCAACAUCAGAGAAUCCAUCCAUGUCUUCGAAGCCAAAAUUAAUGUUCAAAUCAAUACCAAGGAAGUCAAUCAAACAUCUUCAAUACCAACAAGCUAGUUCUCCAACUAUGAAACAAAGACUACUGAAAGCCCCCAACUCAUUGCCUCUCUCUCUUAAUGCUUCUCCGAUGAUAUCAUCAAUACCUGAAAAGAAGAAACCAGUUUUUAUCAGCACGGGUAGAUCUGGAAGACAUGUUGAAUCUUCUCUAGUCAACGGAAGGGGCAUUAGAUGGAAAUUGUCUUCUUUGGAAAGAGGGGGUCCUCGUCCUCUUAAUUGUGGUAUCACCCAUAGCAGCAUUAGAGGAAACUCCAUUGCUCCCUCAACUAUGAGUAGAUUACACGGUAAAGCUAACACUAAAGCCAGUCCUAUAGCUGUUGGGACUAAAAUGGUAGAGAAAGUGGUGCAUAUGCGAAAAUUGGCCUCGCCCAAGCAAGAUAGUAGCACUAGACAAUCUUCAUAUGUUUCUUUUUUGUCUUCAAAGUCUUCAUUGAGUGAUAGUUUGGGGUUUGGAAGGGAAAACUCGAAGAGACCUUUGAAUAUGGCUAUGAAACACACAGUAUGUAAGGAUAAAAAGCGAACUGUUCCAGCUAAUAUGAACCCAUUGAGAUGACUGAAAUUCCAACAUUAUCAUCAACCAGAAUUAGUUCAGGGCCCCAAUGAUAGGCGGGAGCAUUUCAUACAUACCUCAGGGACCUACUGGCUAAUGGAUGUUUAGUGGAAAGAGAUAAUGGAUGAUCAGACUCCCCUUCACAUGAGUGAUAUUAAGGGCUAAUUCUGUCACAUCACACACACACACACAUACAUACAUACAUACAUACAUACAUACAUACAUACAUACAUACAUACAUACAUACAUACAUACAUACAUACAUACAUACAUACAUACAUACAUACAUACAUACAUACAUACAUACAUACAUACAUACAUACAUACAUAUAUAUAUAUAUGUGUGUGUGUGUGUGUCAUGUUGAAUGGUUGAUUUUUAAACAUGGAAGCAACAUUUUACAAAUAGAGUAGUCGUGAUUUCCAUGGAGGAUACUUACCGGAUGGUUUAGUUAUGUAAAAGUUCAUGUGAUUUAGUGAAAUGUGUAUGUAUUACUAGAUACAAGCCUAUGAGUAAACAAUCUUAUCUAGGAUAUUGAUCGCACACAUGAUGUAUAUAAGGCUCACAAUGGUGACUAUUUGGCGAAUCACACUCUUGAUUUAUGAAUUCCAUGCUUUUCACUUCGGUACACAACUAUUGACCUUGCUAAGUUGGCACUUCGACAAACCACUAUCAGUGCUCGUGGUAUUGUAUUUAUAUAACCGAUACGUAUUGUGCUCAAGCAAAUUAAACGUGCAUUUGCCAUAUAUUUCACCUCUAGUAUUGCGAGAUAAAUUAUACGUUAUGUUUUUGUUCAUAUAUUUUUGGCUGAUUAUCUCUUAUCCUUGAGUUUUUAUUUUUUCUCGGGCAAUGCUUUGUUUUUGAGCUAUCUUUCAGGACGGAAUUUCAGAGUGUUGGGGUUCGGUUUCCAUCUAUGGUCAUUGAUUUCUAAGAUUAGGAAGAAAAAUUUGCGGACUCCCUCCACAUUCUAAGGGCUGAAGAGAAUCGUAAUAUUGAACCUCGAGCAGCAGCCUCUAGUGUAGAGCAAUAGUAAAACAGAAUGCUAUUAUUCGAAGGUUGAAAUUAGGAGGAAUAAUUGAAUAAUUACUUGUACGUACGGAGUAUUAUAUUAUAAUUAUUUAGAAUAAUACUUAAACCAAAUAUCAUCAUUCUGUUUGGCACUAUUAUUAGUGUUACUGUAAUGAUUAUUAAUAGUAUCCAUAUGGAUAUCAUAAUAUUACUUAGGUCUGAAUGUACCAACACAUACGAUAUUCAUUCAUAUUGAUAAAUGCGUUAUGGGUAAG